Messenger RNA from Chenopodium quinoa (quinoa), 3919 nucleotides. RefSeq names its product ankyrin-1-like. Lineage: Eukaryota; Viridiplantae; Streptophyta; Magnoliopsida; Caryophyllales; Amaranthaceae. Gene Ontology annotation, molecular function: protein phosphatase 1 binding; protein phosphatase regulator activity. Bases 87 to 2249 code for a protein of 720 amino acids. Gene Ontology annotation, cellular component: plasma membrane. The record is from RefSeq and is a predicted model, not a curated record. The transcript has 4 exons.
UUCAUCAUUACAAUACCAAAUUGGUAAUAGCAUUGAAAGUUGAUGUGCUAAAAAAUUAGACAACUACUGAUAUAUAUCGGUGUAGUAUGGAGGUAAAAAAAAUAUUAGAAGCAGCAGCUACAGGAGAUGUAGCAAUCCUCAAUGAAAUUUCUCACCUUACUAAUGCUGUUAAUCUCCUCUGUAGUACAGUUGAUGAGGGUGCGAACAACAUCAUUCACAUUGCAGUGAAAAAUGAUAGGGAAAUUUUCAUUGGUAAAGCUUUACAAAUGGUACCACAAAUAUUAUUAUGCAAAAAGAAUAACAAAGGGAGGAACGUUUUUCACUUAGCUGCCGAGAGAGGGCAUAAGCAGAUUGUGGAAGCCCUUGCCGACAGUUUUCAUCGUGCUGCUAAAGUUCCCCAUACAGGGCAAGAAGAGGAAGUUAGGGUAGAGAUUGGAAGUGAUCAGCCACCAUGGAUCGAAAGAGAUUUGAAGGGGGUGAACCCGCUCCACAUAGCAAUCAAGGGUGAUCACCAGGAAGUAGCAAUGUAUUUGCUAUCGCUUGAUCCUUUGGAGUUAAUUUGUGAUGCUUGUGACGAAGAUGGUGGCAGUCCUCUCUACCUUGCAAUAGAGAAGGGGUGGGAAGAGGCUGCCUUGAAAAUGUUGGAGGUAAAAGACAUCCCAUACAACCAGCCCAACUAUCGAAAUCCCUUAAGCGUAGCGCCCUACUGCUCAGAAAAAGUGUUUAAAAAACUGCUGAAGGAAUACCCAACCCUUGCCAAGAAAAACAAUAAACGUCAAGAAAUCUUCCUUCAUGAAUGGGUAGACGAGGUUGAAAAUCAUAAGCCGGACGCCUUGAAAUGGUUAUCACAAGACGAUCCUACCUUACCAGAUUGGUCCAAUGUCUUGAAAAGAGUAAUAUGUCACAAGAACAACUUUGGUAAUAAUCCUCUUCACAUUGCUGCUAGAGUAGGCUAUGUUGAAGCCGCAGAGCUACUUGUAGGAGCAUAUUCACAAGGCCAAGACCAAGGUGAAGGCGAAGAUCAGCCACCUUGGUUACAACAGAACAAAUACGGGGCCACUCCUUUGCUUAUGGCGCUCGAGCAUCGUCAGGAAGCCGUGGCCUUGUGUUUAUUAAAAGUUGAUCCGGCUUCACAGUGUAAGAUAGCUUCUAAAAGCAAGGAAAGCCCGCUUUUUCUUGCUGUCCAAAACCGGUGUGUUAAAGUAGCAAAAGAAAUGAUAAAAUCACACAAACGAUGGAAUGUGCAUGAUGUUGCUUUACAUACUGGUCCAAACAAACAAAAUCCUCUUCAUGUUGCUUCAAACUGCUCAGAUAUUGCAGAUGUCCUGACCAGAUCUUAUCCUGAGUGGGCAGAAAGCCAGGAUAUAAAUGGAAAUACGCCCCUAGACAAAGCAGCAAAAGCAGGUAAUAUGGAACUAAUUAAGUCACUAAUGGAGUGUUCUGGAUCAGAGAAUGCACCUAAAGCUUGGAUCAAAGCCUGCGAAGGUGGCCACACAAAAGCUAUCCUCGAGUUUAUAUCAAUUCAAUACGGGAGAUCUGGUUUCUUGGAGCUUUAUGAGCAGCAAACUGAUACACCUCUGCAUCACAUCUGCUUAAAAUGUGAAAAGGAGUAUGAUGAAUUCUUUAGUAUUCCCGAAGUAGAAACACUGAAGGAUAAGAAAGAUAAGGAUGGCGCAACACCAUUGCAUCGGGCCAUAGAACGAAAGGACGAGUAUUUGUUGAAGUAUUACUACGUAAAGGAUUCAAUGUGCAAGCGUUUGGGUUUGAAUCCAAGAAUAAGAACAAGCUAUGUGCAACCAAAGACAAACUUGGGGGAAAUGCGAGGCACAAUGUCUGUAGUGGCAGCACUUCUAGCCACAAUCACAUUCGCAGCUGGUAUACAAGUUCCUGGUGGGUAUAAAAACAGUUUGGAAUAUGCAGCUCUUGGAAGAAAAGGAGCUUUCCUAGUGUUCUUAAUAUCAGAUACAUAUGCAAUGUGUUGUUCUCUGCUGGUCUUGUUCUGCCUUAUCUGGGCCAUGGGUUUGGAUCCCGAUAAAUCACUACUAUUAAUCGACCUCAGUGUUACUAUACUCCAGCACUCUCUGGUUGGCACUCUGCUAGCAUUCAUGACUGGAGUUUUCGUAGUAGUGUCUCAUGAGACCUUGUGGGCAGCCAUUGUUGUAAUUUUUAUGUGCUCUUUAGUCCCAUUCAUAGCCUACAAGAAGAUUCUUUUGAAACUACUUCAGAAGUUCAUCCCUACAGCACAGUGAAGUUAGGAGACUUGGAAGGUAUUUAGGUUCAAAGAAUUUCAAAUUCGUAGGUACCAAAAUGUACUCUGAAGGUCUUCUAUUCAUAGUAUUUCUAAACUUUAUCAAACAUCUUCAUUGAAUUUCUUUUUUAUAAGGCCACGGGGUGUACUAGCACCAUUUCUAUAUUGGUAAAGCUCUAAUCCUGAGUAAAAUCAGAUCAAUUAGACAUAAAGAUAAUGAGUCACUGAGUCAAAUCAGAAAAAAUCGGACUGGAUCACCAGAACCUUCAAAAACCAAAUCAGAAUAUCUUAAAUACUACGUAAUAGUAGUAAGUAAAAAAUUAAAGAACAAAGCCUCUCAAACCAGAUACAAUAAGAUAGGCAGCCUUUAAGGACAGACCCCUCUAACCAAGUGAACAUGAAAAUGUAAACUAAACGAGGCAAGUACUCAUGUAGUUUUAGACUUUAGUACAAUAAAAACCUUCUCAAAAAAAAAAGUACAAAAGUAAAUUAAUUAUAAAAAUAAAUAAAUAAAUAUUAGCUACUUACACUGAACAACAAUCUCUACCCUAAGUUUUGCUUUUCCUAAUAAGUAUUACUACUCCAUAUACACGUUUACAUCAUAAAUUUUCAUGCACUCAAAAUAGAUAACAGCGGCAUGGACUCCUUUCUGAUACUUGCUACCCCUGCAUGUCAACAGCCCUUCAUCGUUGCUUGAGCAUUCAUACAUACCCUAUGUUAAAUUUAUCUAUCUAUACCAACGUUCAGACAGCAGAUGCUUUGAGUUAUCUCAGCAAAUCAGCAGUACGUGCCACACUGAUCAGGCAAUUCAAAUCGGCACAAAUCUUCAGUAUUUUCUUUGUCACUUCCAUGCCCUUCCCAACAACUGACCCUGCCUCAUCCAUCCUCAAAAAUUAAUCCUGCCUGCCCAUCAUGAACCCCCAUCCCCAGCAAUUCUGCCCCUCUCAGCCACUAACCAUGCCUGCUUUUUCUCUCAAGUCUUAAACGAAUGAAUUCCACCCAAUUGAUCAACUCUAAAGAAUCUGUUACGUUGCUGCUACGCUACCUUGUCUAUGUGCCCAUAGCACUGCGCCACAAACUAAGGCCUGGUGCUGAUACCCCACCCAAGCCCAUGCUCAGGCACCAAUAUUUAACAAGGCCUCACUGUCCCUAGCCAACACAAACCAGAACCACCAGCAUGCAUACCCACAUCAGGCCAACAAAAGUGUGUCAAGUGUAUUCCAUGCACCCCAACACCCAAUGAGAUUUCCAAUCUCACACUACAUUAAAAUUAAUAUGUCAUGGAACACUUCACAGAGACGAAUAAAAGCCUAAUACACCACUCAUCACAUAACAAAAUCAAAGAAAAUACACCCAACAGAAAGCACUCCCAUCUUAACUUCAGGCAAAGCACCCACAUAAGAGCCAAAAGGAAAUCUAGAUACAAUUUUUCACCAUUAGAGGAAUUCAUAGAUUAGCCCUCAAUCCAAUAGACUCUAUAGAUUUCUAACAUGCUGUCUUCCGGUGUAAGUAUCCUACCAAACAAGUCCACUCCAUUUCUAACUUAUAUUUGAUCAAGAAAAACCUUCCUCCUACCCUAACCACCUACCAACGAAAUCUUAAUUAAGUAAUGAUGAAAAGGCAAGGUUGAAGUAGCAACUUUACUUUUACAGCGCACAUUCAGGGAGGUGU